UUACAACCCUCGUGGUUUUUCCAAUAUGGCGGAUAUCGAUUUUUUUCAAGACAACCAGGACGAUUCACAAGAGGAUGGUGGUGAGGGGGAAGAAGAUGGGGCUAAUGAUGAUGAUGCCAUACUGGCUGAUUACGAGGACCCUCCCCACCCAGAUGACUGCCUCACGCCUCUACAAAAACUGGAAAAGUAUAUGGACAGUGAAAAUAUAUUUAGCAGACAAAUGGUUGCCAGGAGUAUCCUGGACACACUGCGUGCCAUGGGAGACAGUGUCGAGAACAGCAAUUCUGUGCUUCAAUGUAUGGUCAAAAUGUCCGAGGAUCCAGAGCCAACUGUCCGGGUAGAGCUCAUGGAACAGGUCCCUCAUAUUGCCAUGUAUUGCCACGACAACAAGCAGCUGUUCCAAGAAUCGGCCAUCCCCUCAUACAUUCUACCCCUCAUUACAAAAUACCUCACAGACGCUAACACUCAGGUACGGAAAACAAGCCAAGCUGCUUUACUGGUGCUUCUGGAACAAGAAAUACUAAAAACUUGUGAUGUCGAAGAGCAGGUAUGUCCAGUCAUCUUACGACUCUCCGAGCAGGAUAGCAUGGACGACUACAGAACAGAGGCCGUUGCUCUAAUGAGUAAGAUGGCGCCACUUGUAGGCUGUGAUGUCACAACACGCUUGUUCCUUCCACGGUUUAGUCACAUGUGCGGAGAUGCUUUGUUCCAUGUUCGGAAGGUAUGUGCUGCCAACUUUGGAGACAUGUGCACUGUUGUUGGCUCAGAGUCCACACAAGAUAUAUUGCUUGAUAAGUUUUUCCUCCUGUGUGAGGAUGGAGUAUGGGGUGUAAGAAAGGCCUGUGCUGAGUGCUUCACUGCUGUCUCUCUGGCUUGCAACCAAGGGAUACGUCAUAAAGACCUGGCACAUAUAUUCAUUAGUCUUAUAUCUGACCAGUCAAGAUGGGUACGAAUGGCUGGAUUCCAAGCUCUUGGUGGGUUUAUUUCAACAUUUGCUGAUCCCAAUAGUACUGGACUCUUUUUUAACGAAGAAGGAAACUUAUGCGUCGGCGAUCAAAAUGUCCACAGUGAGGAACUAGAAGAAAAAGCAUUAUCUUUACUAGAAAAAGACCGUCAACAUUCCAACAAUAUAAAGGAAGUACCACCAGAGACAUCUGGUGAUGAUGAUACUAACCAAUCCAAUGUAGACAACAAUACCACAAACACCAAUCAAAACACUGAUACUGUUACCACGACGAUGACACAACAAGAUUCUGAUCAAAGCUCAAUCAACAAUAAUACAGAAAGCAUGCAAAUUGACUGUGAUGACAUAAAAAAUGAUGAUGAUGAGGAAAGGACUAGCAAUAAUAACUCUGAAACUCUCUCUUUUGAAGAAAAAAGAGCGGAUGUCUAUAAAAGUAAAACUUCUGAAAACUUAGAAAUCAAAAAUAUAGAUGAUUUCCAUAUAGAACAAUCUAAUGAUGUUGAUAAUGGUAAUGCACCAAGCAAUACAGAUCCUAGUACUGACAAAGAUACUGCUGAUAUGGUCAAAAAUACCAACAACACAAACACUGCAUACAAUGAGUUCUUUUACUGGAGGGCUCCAUUACCCGAGGUUGACCUUGACCUUGAAAUAGGUCAAGGUGAUCGAGGUCAAGCGAUCAAAUCUUCAAAUGAGUCUUCAACAUUACAAACUGAAAAUGAUAUUGCAGGAAUUUGUAAAUCUUUAGCCGAAACAAAAUUAGAUGAUUCAGAAACUAGUACAAAAGACACUUCUAAUGAUCAGAAAGAAUCAGAAAUCAAAUCCAAUGAAACUGAACCCUCACCUGAAUCUAAGUGUAAUUCAGAAAGCUCCCAGUCAGAGUCAGUUGAAAGUUCCGAAACUGCGGAAAAUUCCGAGUCAGUGGAAAAUUCCCCUGAUAUAGAGUGUGGUAUAGAAAAGCCUAUUGAAAUGGAUCUAGAUGAUGAAGACUUAGAUACACCUAUGCAUACAGCAAGUGUACACACCGUGUCUGAACAACCAGAGAUGGUCACAAAUAUAGGUAGCACUCAUGUAUUAGGACACCAACUUAAUGAGACCACACUGGACAUUGUCACUGGGGUGGUCCAAGAUAUGGAAGGGUCUGUCUCAAAUGUGAAGAGUGCCUUGGAGGGACUAAGUGAACUGCAGGACAGUGAAGAAAGUCCCCAAGAUGACAAGGAGGUCUCUAGAGACCAAGAUGUUAUACCCCAGCCUCUCUUAGAUCACUACUUGAGUAUGACAGACCCCACUCGCGCCCAGACAGUGGACACUGAGAUCGCCAAGCAUUGCGCUUAUAGUUUCCCCGCUGUGGCAUACACCUUGGGUCGAAGGAAUUGGAAGUGUUUGAAAGAAUGUUAUGAUAUCUUAGCUGGAGACAUGCAGUGGAAAGUUCGUAGAACACUUGCAUUUUCCAUGCACGAACUGGCAGUAAUUGUGGGCCCUGGAAUCACAGAGCGAGACUUGGUGCCGAUAUUCAACAGUUUCAUGAAAGACUUGGAUGAAGUCAGGACUGGCAUUCUGAAACACCUUGCAGACUUCAUAAGGUUGCUCUCUCCAGAGUUAAGGCUUCUGUACCUUGAACAAAUUUCCAGUUUUCUCACAACAGACAACCAUCGCAACUGGCGCUUCAGGCUAGACCUUGCCGAGCAACUGGUACUUCUCUGUGAGUUGUUCUCCUCUGAACAGAUCAGUGAGCAUCUAGUUCCAGUGGCUAUGUGUCUGGCUGAUGACAGGGUCUCUGAGGUCCGCAAUAUGGCAUUCAAAGUGUUGAGUAUGAUGAUGAAACGCCUUAACAUGAGUGGAGAAUCUAACACUGACCUCAACCUCGCCAAGCAGUUCACAGAUGACAUCAUCAAGAAAUUUGCUAACCAAAAUAAAUGGAAUAAACGACAAAUCUAUGCACAAUUAUGCCGCAGCAUGUUGACAGCCCAUGCAGUUACACCCCAGCAGUUUGCCAAAGAUCUCCAGCCAGCUUUACUAAAUCUUGGUUUGGAUCCUACCCCUAAUGUUCGACUCUCUGUCGCUAAGACCCUCUCACAGGGUCUUCUUCCCAUGGAUUACUUCACUAGUCCACAGAGCCCUCUUCACUCCCAGUUGCUAGAGACUGUACAGAAGCUCCAGGGAGACCCAGACCGUGACGUGCGAUACUUUGUGGCCCUUCCCCCACAAACGGAUCUCGGGGAGGCGGUAAGUGGAGGUAGCAUAGAUAUAGAAAGUGAGUCUGAGAUGACAUAUUGAAGCCCCCCCCCACAUAUUCCAACAAAAACCUUUGUUUCAACUUGGACAUUAUCCCAUCAUCUGCCCCAGAUACCACCAAUAACAUCUUCAGAAUAAUACAUUUCGAUCUAUAGAAUUUAUGUGGACUUAUACUGUUCAAAUGAAAGAUGCACAUCAACCAAGAUGUCUUAUGGGAUUGAUCAACCCAGAGUGACUGCAGAGGAGGUGUAUCAGUCAUCCCAGGUUGCACAGUAGAGGAGGUGUAUCAUCAAUAUGGCACAUGUUUAUCACAUACUUAAGUGUAGAAAUUCAGGAAUCUGGGAAUAUACCUUGUUUCAAAAUAAUGGAUUCAAAACUACUUCUUAAGUGAAAUAAACAUCACUCUUUUCAAGUUCAUUUCUUUAUAUCACUCUAUAUAUGUAUAGACCUCAUAUAUGUAAUAUAUCUUACCCCAUAAUUUUAUGUGGAUGAAGAAUUUUGAAUGUGACUGAAUGAGUGAAUUAUUGAAGGAAGAACUUGAGGUGGGCCAAGCAGAUUAAAUACUAGUAAAUCUAGAUGAUUAACAAGAGAAUAACAACGUUCUAUGAGGCUUGUUUGCUUAAAAUCAUGAACACGAAUAUUCCGAACUCUUGGCAGUCUGGAGAUGAAAUACAGUAAAACCUGUUUUCUUAAAACGCCUGUAGAUCUGUGUCAGAUUAAAGUGGUGUUUAGAUAUACAGUCAUUACUGCAUCUCAGCAAUUUGAACUCUUGGUCCACCUUAAGAGUCUGGAAAACUUUAUAUCUAUUAUAUUAACUAGCUCUCACUAUGGCUGUGUUGUCCUGUAUAUUAUUAUUAUUUCAUAUUAUGUAGAGUAUAUCAAUGAUGUUUCACCCUUACAGAUAUUUUGAUUAUGGUGCUUGUUAUUAAAGGAAGUUAUUUUCCCUAUGCAUCAAUUCCCCCAUCCUCCGAUCACAGGGC
Owenia fusiformis is the source of this 4176-nucleotide messenger RNA. Lineage: Eukaryota; Metazoa; Annelida; Polychaeta; Sabellida; Oweniidae. The record is from the annotation of a GenBank genome assembly.